This is a messenger RNA of Caenorhabditis sp. 36 PRJEB53466, 799 nucleotides long. Lineage: Eukaryota; Metazoa; Nematoda; Chromadorea; Rhabditida; Rhabditidae. The record is from the annotation of a GenBank genome assembly.
AUGUACGACUCGCGAGUAUUCAGGGAACCAGUUUCUGACAUUCAGGAGGUGAGUUUUUCAAGUCUUCCUGUUAAAAGUUUUGAAAGUGUCACGUUUCAGCUUCGUAAACCGCUUGAUGCCGACGAUGAGCGUAACUUCUUAUUUGUCAAAGCUAUGAAGAGCGACGCAACGCCGGUUUUUUACAGAGAUCAAGUGGUUGGUCAUCAGUUCUCGCAAGUUUUUAACUGCAGUUCAUGAACUUUUAAUUUUCAGAUCGAUAAACUGAUUCGUGUAUGCAUAAAAGAUGGCCAAAAAGAAACUUCUCGCAAGAAUGUGCUGAGCGCUCUCGAAACCAUCAAAAGACGACAAUACAAAGCGUGGGCAAAGGCGACAGAUGAAGAGAAGAAGAAAAUCGAGCUGGAUCCGUUCGCGGUUGCCAGAAAAGGCAUUAAAAAUUGCCAUCCUCUAAUGAAACUGCUAGGAGUGACGCGUGGAGGAACCACCUAUCAAGUGCCAUUUCCAAUUGAAGAGCCCGAAGCCGAAUUCCGUGCUAUGAAAAUGAUGCGAGACAUUUGUAGGCAACGAGCAAAAAAGGGGGAGACACACUUCAAGUGAGUGAUUUAUCUUACAUCUAAAAAUAAUUCAAAAUUGGGCAUGCAAUUGCUUCCUUGAUUCAUUCCAUAAAGCACGUGUUUCCAGGGACAUUCUAGCAACUGAGCUUCUCGCCGCCAGUCAAAACGAAGGAGCCACGAUUCAGGCAAAACAAGAGCUGCACAAGACGUGCGAAGCGAAUCGCGCCUACGCCCACUAUCGUGCCUAA